This is a messenger RNA of Meira miltonrushii, 651 nucleotides long. RefSeq lists its product as uncharacterized. NCBI's taxonomy places the organism in Eukaryota, Fungi, Basidiomycota, Exobasidiomycetes, Exobasidiales, Brachybasidiaceae. Bases 1 to 651 code for a protein of 216 amino acids. The record is from RefSeq and is a predicted model, not a curated record. The transcript has 2 exons.
AUGAAUCCUCUUGAAAACUUUGAAGCCGAAACAAGCAGCGAAAGUACGCAACAUUCAGAAGAGGAACUUGCCGAUAGUGAUAAGAGGAUUGCAUUCCGACCUCACAGGCUAGGGUAUGAUCCUAUGACAUAUGAAUCGGAGUUGUCUCCUGAAAAAGUGUGGAAAGAACUAGAGGCAAUCAGUUCAGAGUCAAAAAGGCAAAGCAUGGAGAACUUCACCGGUAAAUCCGACGAAGAGCCUAUAUAUGAUCUCAAGAUUCUUAUUGGUAGGUUACUUUCCGCAUUUGCAAGACUUUCGCGAGCAUCCUUCGGACAAACUUCCAAGAUGGCAUUAUUAGAAGAGUCAGAAGCACGAGCUUUACUUUGUGAAAAGGAGCAACUCCAACACACUUUCUUUAGUACGCUUUCAGUUCCCGCUCAGAAAUUUAUUUCCGGGGUUCUCAUGGGUAAACUUCAGCAUUGUACGGGGGCCGAGCUGCGAGACCCUCGAGAGUCGCCAGUGCAAGACUCUGGAGGCACAUAUAUUUGUGUGCUCUUGAACCAGAAACGCGAUGUAUCUGCUGUCUAUGUCGGUAGAUCCCAAUCUUUACUGCACAGAUUCAAAGGUCAUUAUGCAGGGAUUGCGAAAGCUAUAUAUUGCGAUGAACAUUAA